AUGAGUGUAGCGACUACGACCUCGACCACGACUAUAACUACAAACACAACAUCUAUCAAUGAUGACUUUGUGACAAUGGACACUUGGGAGUCAAUAGAGUUGAAUGGCAAUCUAUUGGACUUGAGAAAGACACUGCUUUCAGGUCAAUGCUUCAGAUGGAGACGAUUGAAUAUUGAUGGUCAACAACAACAACAACAACAAUAUGGUCCAGAUGAUUGCUGGGCAGGUCCACUCGACCAUCAUUUGGUCAUAUUGCGUAAAGUCAAUGACCAACUACAAUACAAGUUCAUCGAUGAGUUGAGACGAAUCAACAAUGAUAAUGGCCAAUUCAAUCAACAAUCACGUAGUCAACGCAUCUCUGACUACUUUAACCUUGGACACAAUCUUACAUCACUGUGUAAGCAGUGGGCGACGGGCGAUCACUCAUUGAACAAACAGUUUGCUACUGUGUGCACUGGCUUUGAAGGACUACGUUUGUUGCGCCAAAGCCCACUCGAGUGUCUGUUCAGCUUCAUAUGCUCACAGAACAAUCACAUCAGUAGGAUCACAAACAUGGUCCAGUCACUGUCCAAGUUUGGUCCGAUCAUCACUAGCCACGCGGGAGUGGACUUCCAUCGAUUCCCAUCACUCGAUCAACUUGUCCAGAUACAACAAAAACAACUCGAUGAUCUUGGCUUUGGUUAUCGAUCAAAGUUCAUCGUCAAGGCUGCUCAGCAAGUACAAGAGAAGGGUGGUGAUCAAUGGUUACUCUCACUUCGCACUCAAUCACAUGAGGUCGCACAACAACAGUUGACCUCACUCAUGGGCGUAGGACAGAAGGUUGCUGACUGUGUAUGUCUGUUCUCAUUGGACAAGCUGGACAUUGUACCAAUCGACACACAUAUAUUCACUAUAUCAAAGAAACACAUGCCUUCGUUGGCCAAGAAGACAUUGACUCCAAAGAUAUACCAGGAUAUAAGGAUGUUCUGGAAGGAGCGAUUCGGUGAUCAUGCAGGCUGGGGACACACUAUCCUCUUUGCCAAUGAGAUUGCAGAGUUCAAACAAUCAAAUGGUGUCCAGGGUGCUGCCAAGGGUGGCAAGCGAGGCAAGAGUGCCAAGAGUAACAAGGCUAGCAACAAGAAAAGAUCACAGGAUGAUGAUGAUGAGGAGGAUGAUGAGGAGGAAGAGGAAGAGGCAGAAGAUGCACCAGACGAGGCACCAAAGUCAAGUAUUAGUAGCAUUACAGGUCGAACAAGAAGAGCAACAAAGAAGGCAAGAUCAUAA
Messenger RNA from Acytostelium subglobosum LB1, 1263 nucleotides. RefSeq lists its product as hypothetical. NCBI's taxonomy places the organism in Eukaryota, Evosea, Eumycetozoa, Acytosteliales, Acytosteliaceae. Gene Ontology annotation, biological process: base-excision repair, AP site formation; nucleotide-excision repair; base-excision repair. Gene Ontology annotation, cellular component: nucleus. The transcript has 2 exons. The record is from RefSeq and is a predicted model, not a curated record. The coding region runs from base 1 to 1263 and encodes 420 amino acids. Gene Ontology annotation, molecular function: 8-oxo-7,8-dihydroguanine DNA N-glycosylase activity; damaged DNA binding.